AUUUGGCGGGAAAUUCACUCCUAUUGCAUCACUCAGCACUCUAGUUGAUUAGGUGGUUCACACCGUGGUUUAAUCUUCGUUAGUCGGUUUGUCAAUAUUCAAUUCAGCGACAGUGUAGUGCUUUGCCUUUAAAGUUUCUUGGUGUAUCCUUUAGUAUUCAAGAAUCAUGGAGAAGAAGAGGAGGAGAUCCGAUGAAGUAUGUGAAGCAAGUACGUCUGAUACGGUCUCUAAGAAGAACAAGAUGGCGAGUAAGAUCAGUCUGACGGUUGGUAUUCCUAACCCUGAAAGCAUCUGUUUCAUGAGCUCCGUUAUACAGGUUUUGGCUAAUGUGAAAAGCUAUCGUGACGUGAUUCUUGCUAUACCGACCGAGUCCUCAUUCGACAGUGACAAGAUUCUAGCUCUUCAGCUCAUGUUAACUGCUUUGCUUAACCAGGUCGGAGAAGAUGAGAUAUCGGAGUGUAUGAGUAACUUUUGCAAGGUUUGGCAAAAGAAUAUUAACCACGAAGGUGACUGUGCGGAGUUCCUCAUGGAGAUCUUAUCUUCUCUGGAGGAUUACCUGAAGAAUACUGCUCUCGAGGAAUCCUUUGAAAGGUUGGUAUACUGUACUGGUGAAGCUGGGGGGAAGGAGUCUUUUAUAUACCUUAACCCCGGCGGACAGGACACCAAGUUGGAGCAGGAAAUUCAUGAUACUUUCAAGAAGCUCGCUUCAAACCUGAUCUUCUCUAUUAACCGUGUAGCGGACACUGGUGAACGAGAAAUCAGAAAAAUGCAGUUCACGACAGAUCUCAACUCGAAGGUUUUAAAUAAACUGUCUGCAUCGACGAUGCAUAAGUUCUCUAGCUUCUACAAACUUACUGCAGUGAUAGUACACAAAUUCAAGUUAAACAAACCCCACUACGUGGUGUUUGUUAAGUCUGGAUCGAGCUGGAUUCUACACGAUGACGAGAUGAUCACGAAAACGAGUCAAAAAGCAGUACUAGAGACUUGCGGGAACUCGGGUGGCGUGGAAGAUCAGCCACUAGCUACCAUGUUGAUAUAUACUUCUCUCGAGAAUACCUCCGAUUACUGUAUCCCUCCACAUCUAACUGAGAGGUAUUAUAAGUUGUUCUUGCACCCAAAGCGAGAAGUGAUGCUGACCGUCAGUGUUAUCACUGGAGAUUUCUUCAGCUCUUCUCACAGAUUAGCGGAAGAGAGCAAUGUAGAGGUUUCUCAUUUCGAGAUCUUCGAGGAGGAUAUGGAGAAGGAGGUUCGGCAGUACCUGGCCCCUUUGUUUGCCUUUAGCCUCCCAUCCUUCCAACUCCGCACUACCUGUUCUGGGUACGGUGGUGAGAUGAAGGUGGAGAGUCGUCAGAUUAGCUUAAGUGACACGUUCUCUUCUCUUGCUAGUGGAUCAAGAUCUCUGAGGCUCCUACAUUUUGGAGGUUUGGAGUUGUCAGACGUAGAGCCAAGAGAACAGUUGACCAGUAUUUGUAUCAAAACCUUCAGGAAUAGCUCUUUCUUCAGCGACUUCUACUUUUCUCGGAUGUCAGGCGAAACUGUCGCCAGCUGGGCUAUAGACAGCGGAAUUAGGAAGUAUACCCCCUUUCUUGUAAACGGUGAAACGGUACUGAAGCUUGAAGAACAUGCUCUGCUAUCCGCUCUCUCCCAGGACGGAUGUAUUGCGGUUCUCGUCUAUGAUUUAUCCGGAAACCUGGAGGAGUACCUCACAAGUCUCUUCAACACGGUGAGGAUCCAGUUAAUUUCGGAGAAGGGAGAAUGUAGAAUCGAGGUCAACUGCGACGCUUCUUCUGAGCAGGUUUAUGUGGAGGUGGGGAGACUACUCAACCAUGCCUCAAGCAAGAUUCAGAUCCGGACCGUUGACUGUGCUGGGGUUCCAGGACCACCUAUACCAUCUACCGAAGAUCUGAAACCUCUUCUCGAGAAUCUUCAUGCAUACAGACAGCCCAGAAUUCUGAGAGUCAGACUACUUGAGAUGGAACUUGUGGAGUAUGAGAAGCUUUCCGACGUUACUGUGACGCUCUGUCGUCUAGAUUUAAACAAGCCGAGACAGAUAAACCUCAAGAUAAAUCUGUCUUCCAACCCUCCUCUUCAAUGUCUCCUGGAGAAGAUAGACCCUGUGGAAAUCCCCGCUUCGGACGAAGUGAAAUGGGAGUUUUGUUAUCUGAACGCAGGAAAAGUUACAUCUAUUCUGGACCUAUCUACGGCUGUUAAAUCCCAUUUAGAUGAGGUGUUAGGAUUGAUCGAGGUCCCGAUCUCCGGUAGGGUUUUUUCCUUCUUCACAUACCAAGAAACCCCUAUGAACAGAGUAGGCAACCCAGGGAUAGUAGCGGUGUCUCUCUGCUCCAACGACAUUGAGAAAUCACUAGAGGAGGUUAUCGAAGGAGAAAUUCUGGAUAUCAGCGAGUUUCAGUUUUCUAUGAUGAAGAACUCUAGUUUCGACGUCUCAACAUUCUUGCAGGAAUGUUGCCUAGCGGAGGGGCCGAGGCCUGCCAUCUUUAAAACUUGUAUUGGAGUCAAGUUGGGAGACAUGUAAGCUGGCCAGAUCUAUAUAAACGUAUAACUCAACAUGUAACUCAGAAUCUCAUUUAAAGGCCAUUUAUCAGAUCUCUCUAUAGAUAUUCCUGAGAUGUAAAAACAUGUAACUCUCCAGAAUAUCAGUUUUAAAGGCCAUUUAUCAGAUCUCUCCAGCAUCUCAGUUUUUAAGGCCAUUUAUCAGAUCUCUCUAUGUAUAUUCCUGAGCUGUUUGUGUAUUUGUUGUUGCCCUUAUCUUUCUAGUUCUUAUAACGAAACAAUUGUCAGAAAAUUAAACUUAAAGCUGUGAUGUGAACUUAUCAAGUGAUAAUUGGUCAAUGCAACUAAAAUGUGACAUAAAGAUACCCAAAGAAAAUUAAAAGUAUAUUUAGCUAUAAAUAAAGAGUAAAACGACAA
Molecule: messenger RNA, 2928 nt
Organism: Eurytemora carolleeae
Lineage: Eukaryota; Metazoa; Arthropoda; Copepoda; Calanoida; Temoridae
Exons: 27
Coding region: 167-2533 (788 amino acids)
Biological process (GO): protein deubiquitination
Cellular component (GO): nucleus; cytosol
Molecular function (GO): cysteine-type deubiquitinase activity; cysteine-type endopeptidase activity
Source: RefSeq, a predicted model, not a curated record